Vitis riparia (riverbank grape) is the source of this 3173-nucleotide messenger RNA. Its product is annotated as TPR repeat-containing thioredoxin TTL1. Lineage: Eukaryota; Viridiplantae; Streptophyta; Magnoliopsida; Vitales; Vitaceae. The transcript is spliced from 7 exons. Gene Ontology annotation, cellular component: cytoplasm. Gene Ontology annotation, molecular function: protein binding. Bases 350 to 2431 code for a protein of 693 amino acids. The record is from RefSeq and is a predicted model, not a curated record.
UUCUUCUCUCUCUGGAAAAAAAACUGAGGAAGAAAAAAAAAAAAAAAAAAAACCAUCAAUGCCUUUCUCUCUCUAAAGUUUUGCUACACACUUCACAUUCAUUCUUUGCUUCCUCCUUUUAUAUCACGAGAUCCCUAUCUCUUUCUUUCUUUCUUUCCCUUUUUUUUUUUUUUUUGUAGAUGUCUUGUUCGGAGUGUUGGGGGUUUUGUUCUGGGUUGGGUUGGUGGUGGAGGUGUGUUGGUGGUUUUGCUGGGAGGCAUUGGUGAGGUGGGGAGUGAGGGAUAACGCGAGUUAGUUUUGAUUUUGGGAGAGAAAAUCGGGGGACCCCUUUUGGUGUGUCGGUGGGAAAAUGUCGCAUUCCGGGAAACCCAUUUCGGAGGUAGGGUUGGGUGCAGUGGCGGAUCGGUUUCGGGAGACGUUAAACUGCGACAGCAACAAGCCUGAUUUUAAGGAACUCGAUCUGGGCUCGCCGGUAUCGCCGCUGCGGACUCGACGGAGUGGCCCGGCCGGGAGUGGAGUCACCACUACCAGCAGUAGCUCCAGUUCGUCCGGAUCGGUGUCAGGCCGGAAUGCGAACAACCAGCUUGCGAAACGAGCGGAUGGCGCCGGAAACAACCACUCCGGCGAGCUUUCAGGGUCGAGCGAGAGUAGCCCGACGGCCGCCGAGAGCGUUCGAUCUGGCGGGGCUUCUAGGAAUUUUAAGCCCGGCCACGGGAGGUCCGAUUCCGGUGGCGCCCACCCGUUAAUCUAUUCCGGCGGUGGCUCCGUGAAUUCUCCGUCCGUCAACGUUUUCCCGACGGGCAACAUUUGUCCAUCUGGGAAGAUUUUGAAAACUGGCAUGGCCAAUCGGAGCUCGAGAAGCGACGUUUUGGGGUCCGGAAUGGGCAAUUACGGCCACGGCAGCAUAAUGCGGGGCGGCGCCGCCCCAAAAUCCGGCGAUCCUGGCGUCACAUAUUCAAAGGGCAAUGCCGGUUGCGAAUCUGCGAAGAGGGCAAUGUCGAGUUUGGAUCCAGAAGAGGUGAAACAGGCCGGGAAUGAUCAAUACAAAAGGGGCCAUUUUCGAGAGGCAUUGAGCUUUUACGAUCGAGCAAUUGCAUUGUCUCCGGGAAAUGCCGCUUACCACAGCAACCGGGCGGCGGCAUUGACGGGUCUACGCCGGUUGCCGGAGGCGGUGAGGGAAUGUGAGGAGGCCGUGAGGUUGGAUCCAGGGUAUUGGAGAGCUCAUCAGCGUUUAGCAUCACUUUACCGUAGGUUAGGGCAAGUAGAAAAUGCGAGGAGGCACCUUUUUGUUCCUGGGCAGCAACCUGAUCCAGCAGAGUUACAGAAGUUACUAGAAGUAGAGAAGCAUCUUAGUAAAUGCUCUGAUGCCAGGAGGAUCGGUGAUUGGAGGAGUGCAUUGAGGGAAGGUGAUGCUGCCAUUGCUGCUGGAGCUGACUCUUCUCCCCAGAUCUUUACGUGUAGAGUAGAAGCCCAUUUAAAGCUCCAUCAACUUGACGACGCAGAAUCAAACUUAUCAUACAUUCCCAAAUCUGAACCAUCAGGACAAUCAUCCUCACAGGCUAAGUUUUUUGGGAUGCUUUCUGAAGCUUACCUACAUUUUGUUCAGGCCCAGAUUGAGAUGGCAUUAGGAAGGUUUGAGAAUGCAGUUACAGCUGUGGAGAAAGCUGGGCAGAUUGAUCCCCGCAAUGUUGAAGUUGCUGUGCUUCUCAACAAUGUGAGGAUGGUUGCAAGAGCUCGUGCCCGUGGCAAUGAUCUCUUCAAAUCUGAAAGGUUCACUGAAGCUUGCGCUGCAUAUGGUGAAGGCCUCAGGCUGGAUCCUUCCAACUCUGUUCUUUAUUGCAACAGAGCAGCUUGCUAUUAUAAGCUUGGAAUGUGGGAACGAUCUGUUGAUGACUGCAAUCAGGCCCUCUACAUCCAACCCAAUUACAUGAAAGCUCUUCUCCGAAGGGCUGCCUCAUACAGCAAGCUAGAAAGGUGGGUUGAUGCUGUCAGAGAUUAUGAGCUUUUGAGGAGGGAACUCCCAAAUGACAAUGAUGUAGCUGAGUCUCUAUUCCAUGCCCAAGUUGCAUUGAAGAAAUCGCGUGGGGAAGAAGUCUAUAAUAUGAAGUUUGGUGGCGAAGUGGAGGACGUAUCAGGUCUUGAGCAGUUCAAGUCUGCAAUAUCUUCACCUGGUGUGUCCAUUGUCCUUUUCAAAGCAGCCACCAAUCCGCAAAGCGAGCAGAUAUCUCCGUUUGUAGACACCCUUUGUGGUCGAUACCCAUCAUUAAGUUUUCUCAAGGUUGAUGUGGAACAGAGCCCAGCAAUAGCAAGUGUAGAGAAUGUCAGGAUACUGCCAACAUUCAAGAUCUAUAAAAAUGGUAGCCGAGUGAAGGAAAUCAUCUGCCCUACUCGCGAAGUGUUGGAAUCCUCGGUGAGGCAUUACGGUUUUUAGAACACAUGACUUUACUGUAGUACCACUGUUUGUCACCCGGAUUAUGCUUUUUCCUCUUGCUCUUCACCUCCAUGGGGGAGAGACACACCUCCCACAGCUGCCCCCGCCCCCUUCCUCACCCCAGCUCUCCUCCUACUAUACAAGGACUAUCAGUUAUCUGUGACAUAAUCAGAGCAAAUCUACAUUACAUAAUAAUCCCCCAUUUGGACCCAGUUCCAUCGGAACCCAGAGAAGAGAGAUAGCUUUAGAGUUCCCCUUUUGCAGUUUCCAUUUCAUUCAUUCAUUCCCCCAUUGCUCUCUGGUUUCCAUCUUCUUUCCUCUCGCCUCUUUUUUCUAUUCUCCGGUUUCGGGUAGGCCAGCAGCCCAGUUCUUGUAUCCCCAUCUUCCAUUCAAACGUCAAUAGUAUCCCAGAACCUUGUACAAUUCACUACAUUUGCUCAUUAGCUGAAGAAAGUUGAAGGAUAGACAGAGAGAGAGGCUUUGGCUGGUGGCUGUCUUGUAGAAGAGGGUAUGUUACCAUGUAUAUAUGUGAUGAUAUAUACAAAAGAGGAAAAAAAAAAAAAAAACCAUUGGGGAAGGCAUGACAGGGAGAUUGGAAGUUGUCUGUCUGUUUGGGUACCUAGAAAAUUGUUGGGUUAGGGAAAGAAAAGGAUGAAUAUGACGAUGAUGAUGUUAUUGAUAUUGUUGUUUCUUUUAUCUCAACCAUUUCAUCAAUAAAAGCUCUCAUUUUUUUUCUCUGUUC